Messenger RNA from Alternaria ethzedia, 1146 nucleotides. RefSeq lists its product as uncharacterized. The record is from RefSeq and is a predicted model, not a curated record. NCBI's taxonomy places the organism in Eukaryota, Fungi, Ascomycota, Dothideomycetes, Pleosporales, Pleosporaceae. The transcript has a single exon. Bases 1 to 1146 code for a protein of 381 amino acids.
AUGACAAGUAUAGACACACCUAGCAACGGCCUAUCCCUCCGCUUUGAGGCGGAGGAGCUAGACACAAACGACAAAUUCCAGUUGAACCGCAAACAACGUCGUGACCUCGGCCACCUCAUAAUUACAACUUCAGAGACAGAGCGCCCGAUUACUCUAUUUUGCAAUGGUCUCACCGUUGUUGGUAGGGGGCGAAACACUGUCCUACAGGCAUUACGAUCUGGACUUUUCGAACUCGUGCAAUCUGGCAAGGAAGAUGCAGGUGUUAUCGUGCUGCCAUCUUUCACGUCACCUAAGAAAGGCCAGUACAACAUACUCUCAACGUCAUUCCCACAGUAUCGGGAAGUAUCGAUUAGUGUGUUGACAGAAACAACACAUGUUUUGUGGAGAGAGGUCUUGCAGCCCGGGCGUACGUACGGUUUACGGCUGGCUGAGAAAGCUGGCGAAGUGUUCGCGUGUUAUACCGAUGGAUUGGAAGGCGGAGCUGAGGUCUCUCCAUCAGCGCAGAAGCUGCCCGUUCAUCGUGAGGGAGGGGGCACAUACUACUUCACCGUCCACGACGACCCGGCGCCUCCCAAACUUUUCGCCAGACUGGAGAUGCCCAGCAAAGCUUACCUCAACGGUCCAGAUCCCUUCACCCUCAUCAUCGAAUACACAACCGACAGCGACGAGCCCUUCGUGUUCGAUAAAUCACGCUCUCCACUUUCAGUCACCACACUAUGCACCGGAGCAAACCUGCACUGCAUCGACCAACUGAUUGAUUGCCGAGACAACGAUACCGGGGAGAAAGUUGAAUGGGGUGCCGUCUUCGUCUGCUACGAUUACGAUCCCCAUCCGGUAUUUCCGGACGAUGGUGACUAUGUCGAGAUCUCAGCGAAUAGACCGUGGCGGUUCGAGUGUACUUUGGAAGAACUCGGCAACGAGAAAGAAUAUGUUCGCAGUAUGGAAGGGCUUAAGGCUGAUCGUACGUAUAAGGCUCAAGUUGGUGGGCCUUCGGGCUUUAGACGGUGGCAGUACGGAAAGAAAGGGGAUUUGUUGGCUGGGACGCGAGAAGAAAAGAUGAAGAGGUGGGAGGUAGAUAUGGAGAGGUUGGGGUAUUUGGACGUGGAAAAGAUUGAGGAGGACCUCUACUUUGAGACUGUUGCAUGA